UCCCAUAAUGGCGGCUGCGAGGCUACGCACCGGGCUCCGACGCAAUAGCCUUCUGCCCUUGUUCGAAACCUGCCGCCUUCGAGAUCUCCACUUCUUCUCCUCCUCUGCCGGCUCUGCCGCCGCCGUAGGCGGCACCAUAUCUCCAGAUCCCCACUUCAUGGUGGAAUACCUCGUGAACUCCUGCGGGUUCUCCCCCUCCGAGGCAGCCAUGUUCUCUAAACCCCUCGCGCACCUCCGAUCCACCGAGAAACCCGACUCCGUCCUUAACUUCAUGAGAUCUCAGGGCUUCGAUGGCGCCGCUAUUAGGAAGGUGAUAUCUAUGAAACCCAAUUACCUAUGCUUCAACGUGGAGACGAACCUCGCCCCGAAGUUUCAGUUCUUACGCUAUUUGGGCCUAUCGGAGUCGGAUAUCGUCGAUGUCAUCCUGAUGAACCAUGCCAUCCUCCUCCUCAACGUUCACCGUUCCUUCGGCCCCAAAUUGGAGAUAUGGGAAAGUCUCUUGGGAUCGAGAGAGCUCGUUCUCAAGCAUCUCAGGAAGACAGGACGGUUUUUCUUCUCCAGCGUUGAGAAGACAUUGCAUCCUAACCUAAAGUUCUUGAGGGAUGAGUGCGGCAUUCCUGAAGAAAGGCUCUCUCUCGUCUUGAGAAGUCACCCACAAUUAAUCUUACAGAAACCAGAGUCACUCCGAGCUUUGGUGGCGAGAGCCGAUGAGCUGGGGACGCCACGGCUAUCUCGGAUGUUCGUGUGGACACUUGUUGUUCUCCAAAUGUUAAGCAAAGAAACGUUCGAGGCCAAGGCCGAGCUCAUGAGGAGCUUCGGGUGGUCGGAGUCGGAGUUUUCUUCCGUAGUCAGGAAAGUACCCACCUUCUUAUGCAUGUCCCUCGAUAUGAUGCGCAGAAAAAUGGAAUUUUUUAUCAAUGUAGUCGGGUACACCCCUUCCUUCAUCGCCUCCCAACCAACUAUCUUGCUAUAUAGUCUGCAGAAGAGGGUCAUUCCUCGGUUUCAUGUGACGGAGAUGUUGAAAUCGAAAGGAUUGUGGACUGGACAAGGCAAGUUUACAACGAUUAUCGUAUUCUCAGAUACCAAAUUCAUGGAGAAGUUUGUUCUCCCUCACAAAGAAAAUGUUCCUGAGCUGCUUGAUAUUUUGAGAGCUGCUGGCACCUGUAAAGGCAAUGAUACCUUUCAUUUGGCAUCGGAGGAUGAGAAAGGGCUUAGCUGAUGGUCUAAUUUGCCAACGACGAAGGUUGUAUGGACUUUUCUCUGAGCAUCAAAACUUGAGUAUGCUCUCCUGAAAUGUCUUCAGCCUCCUUUGGAAUUGCUAAUCCGCCCUUUCCCGCAUCAACAAACUCUUACAUGCCUCCUUAGGCUUCUGCUCAUCCGCCCUUUGUGAUUCGAGCAGCAGAUCUCUUCAUUCUUGGAGUUCAUUGUUGGAUUCGGUGGAUGCAACUUCUCAUCCACCCUUUGUAUCAUGGCUGAAGCUUCUGUUCUACCUGAAAGCCUUCGGAAGGCUAAGAGAAUUGCGAUGAUUCGCUGGUUCCUUAAGAAUAUUUUGGAUGACAUCUCAUCUCUCUGUUCAAGUCUUUAUGUUGUCGAUGUGGUCUAUGUUUCCUGGCGUCAUGAAUGACGUGGCUCGUCAGCUAGUCAAUUUUGGGGGAAUUGUAAAUUCUCUUCUGUUUUUUUUCCUCUUCUAAUGAUGGAUAAGUGUUGCUUAAUCCACUUUAACCUUUAAUGAAAUUUCUCCUUUUUUUCAUUAA
Musa acuminata subsp. malaccensis (wild Malaysian banana) is the source of this 1754-nucleotide messenger RNA. The record is from RefSeq and is a predicted model, not a curated record. NCBI's taxonomy places the organism in Eukaryota, Viridiplantae, Streptophyta, Magnoliopsida, Zingiberales, Musaceae.